This is a messenger RNA of Contarinia nasturtii (swede midge), 1347 nucleotides long. RefSeq names its product protein sevenless-like. The coding region runs from base 1 to 1347 and encodes 448 amino acids. Gene Ontology annotation, molecular function: protein binding; ATP binding; transmembrane receptor protein tyrosine kinase activity. Lineage: Eukaryota; Metazoa; Arthropoda; Insecta; Diptera; Cecidomyiidae. The record is from RefSeq and is a predicted model, not a curated record. Gene Ontology annotation, biological process: positive regulation of kinase activity; regulation of TOR signaling; multicellular organism development. The transcript has 5 exons. Gene Ontology annotation, cellular component: membrane; signaling receptor complex.
AUGGAAACACCGAGCAUCACUAUUCAAAACAAUGAUAUUCAAGUGUCUUGGUUGCCGGCUAAUGACAAUGGGGCUCCCAUUGACGAAUAUAGUUUAGAAGGAUGUAGUCUCAAUCAAGCAGCAGGUUCAACGAAUUUGAAUGUAGCAUCGUGGACGGUAUACUACAAGGGCAAUGAAACAUUUUGUGUAGUCAAGGGAUUGGCCGAUAUUUCUAAUUAUUCGUUCAGAGUACGUGCAAGAAACGCAAACGGUUGGAGUGACUACAGUAAGGUGAGCGAACAAACGAAAGGGAUUUCAUCACCAUCAACAGAAAGUGGACGUCUUCUGAUUGCUAUAUCUACAUUGAUCGGUGUUUUUUUCGUAGCACUUGGUUGCUUUAUUUGCUGUUUUCGACGAAAGAAUUUUCAAGAGGAAAUGAAUUCAGAAGAUCUGUAUAUUGAAACUAACCUUGCCACAAAUUCGCAGCUACAAAUUUCUUUGCCGCAAAAUUCUUUACCACAAAUUUGCAGCGAUCAAAUAACGCGAACCAAUUUCAUUGGCAUCGGUACAUUUGGCGAAGUAUACGAAGGACUCUUGGGUAGCACUGAUUCCGAAACAAAAACAAGAGUGGCAAUUAAAACACUUCGUAAAGGUAUCACACAACAAGAGAAAAAUGAAUUCAUGAAAGAAGCUGAGCUGAUGAGCAACUUUAAGCAUAAACACAUUCUCAGCUUGAUCGGCGUCUGUUUUGAAAUUGAUACAUUUCAUAUAAUUAUGGAAUUAAUGCAAGGCGGUGAUUUGCUUAACUUUUUGCGACGAAAUCGACCGUGUGACGGAAUGACAUCGGCUUUAACCUUACUGGAUUUAACAACAAUGUGCGUGGACAUUGCAUCUGGUUGCAGAUACUUGCAGGAACUGCAUUUUGUGCAUCGAGACUUGGCAUGUCGUAAUUGCUUAGUGUCAUCGAUUGAUCCAGAUAAUCGCGUUGUCAAGAUCGGUGAUUUCGGAUUGGCUCGAGAUAUUUACCAAGAUGAUUAUUAUCGAGUGAAUGGUGAAAGGUCCCUGCCAAUACGAUGGAUGGCACCAGAGAGUUUAUUUAAUGAAGUUUUCACAACACAAUCAGACAUUUGGGCAUUUGGCGUGCUGUGCUGGGAAAUCAUGACUUUUGGUCAGCAACCAUAUCCAGGUCGUGAUAAUAUUGAAGUCAUGGAGUAUGUACAGAAUGGUGGCCGACUAAACAGACCAAUAAAUUGUCCAGACAAUUUAUAUCAAUUGAUGCUCACAUGUUGGGGUUAUCCGGAAGAGCGCCCAACGUUCCAGCACUGUUUAGAUGUUUUGCUCGGACAUGAGUAUUGGUAUAUUGAAUAA